GGUAGCGGAAUCGGGAGCGGGUGACUCAGAGCCAGCAGCAGCACCAUGGCGAGCUCAGCACAGGGCCUGCCCAGCGCCGAGCUCUGGGCCUCCCAUAACAAGAUGGUGAUGGAGCCGCUGGACACCAACGACCCCGAGGUGCACAGCAUCAUCAAGAAGGAGAAGCAGCGGCAGAGGUUGGGGCUGGAGUUAAUUGCAUCGGAGAACUUUGCAAGCCGAGCAGUCCUGGAGGCCCUGGGAUCCUGCAUGAACAACAAAUACUCUGAGGGUUACCCAGGACAGAGGUACUACGGUGGGACGGAGUUUGUGGACGAGCUGGAGAGGCUGUGCCAGAAGCGAGCCCUGCAGGCUUACCGGCUCGACCCCCAGAAGUGGGGAGUCAAUGUCCAGCCCUACUCAGGGUCACCUGCAAACUUUGCAGUGUACACGGCCCUGGUGGAGCCCCAUGGCAGGAUCAUGGGGCUGGACCUACCCGAUGGUGGCCACCUCACCCACGGCUUCAUGACAGACAAGAAGAAGAUCUCUGCCACCUCUGUCUUCUUCGAGUCCAUGCCCUACAAGGUCAACCCCAAGACCGGUUACAUCGACUAUGACAAGCUGGAGGAGAACGCCCGGCUCUUCCACCCCAAGCUGAUCAUAGCAGGUGUCAGCUGCUACUCGCGGAACCUGGACUACGCGCGCAUGCGGAAGAUCGCGGAUGACAACGGGGCGUUCCUGAUGGCAGACAUGGCGCACAUCAGCGGGCUGGUGGCUGCCGGCGUGGUGCCCUCGCCCUUCGAGCACUGCGACAUCGUCUCCACCACCACCCACAAGACCCUGCGGGGCUGCAGGGCCGGAAUGAUCUUCUACCGCAAAGGCACCCGCAGCGUGGACCCCAAGACAGGCAAGGAGACCCUCUACAACCUGGAGAGCCUCAUCAACCAGGCAGUGUUCCCAGGGCUGCAGGGAGGCCCACACAACCACGCCAUUGCAGGGAUUGCCGUGGCACUGCAUCAGGCCAUGACACCCGAGUUCAAGGCUUACCAGCAGCAGGUGGUGGCCAACUGCAAGGCACUCUCAUCAGCACUGAUGGAGAUGGGCUACGACAUUGUCACAGGGGGCUCUGACAAUCACCUGAUCCUGGUGGACCUGCGCAGCAAAGGCACAGACGGCGGCCGGGCCGAGCGGGUGCUGGAGCUCUGCUCCAUUGCCUGCAACAAGAACACGUGCCCUGGUGAUGUCAGUGCCCUGCGGCCCAGCGGCCUCCGCUUUGGGACACCAGCUCUGACCUCGCGCGGCUUCCGGCAGGACGAUUUCCGCAAGGUGGCCCAGUACAUCCACAAAGGGAUUGAGCUGGCUCUGCGUGUGCAGAAGGACAUGAGCCCCAAGGCCACGCUGAAGGAAUUCAAGGACAAGUUGGAGGACCCAAAAUACCGUGGGGAGCUGAAGGCACUGAAGGAAGAGGUGGAAGCCUUUGCAGCCACAUUCCCGCUGCCAGGGUUGCCUGUCCUGUAAGGGGACACAGCCAUGGCCGCUCCUGGAGCCACAGGAGCACCCAGGAUCAUGGCACAGCCCCAAUCCCCAGCCUGACACCAACACCCCAGUGCCUUCUCCCAGCCCUUCCCUGUGGAGCUGCAGCAGCAGCUCCUCCUUUGUUUCUUACUCCCCUUUCCCCUCCCAUGUGGGGCACAGGGACCCCAUGAGUACAACCCCUAUGGGGACACCAGCCCUGCACCACAGUGUCACCGAGCACCAGGUCACCCUCACUCACCCCAUGGUGCCAUCCAGCUCCUGCUGGCUGUGGAGCAGCAGAUGAGAUGUAGGCUGGUCUGUCCACAUUCCCUGGACACCCUGCCCAUGGCAGUGUGAGGGACAGGGGCUCCAGCUGCACAGGAACCUCACAGCCACUAAAAGUCCCCCUGGUUUCAGCCUCGAGGAUUCCCCUUCAUCCUGUGUGCCUUGCCACCUCCACAGGCUAUGACAGGGCCAAGCCUUGUCCUGAACAUCCCUCCUGGGAUCACCAUCCGUCCUAACCAGGUCCUCCAGUACUUUCUCAGACCCCUUGGCACAAAGCUUAGGUUGAACCAUUUUUUAAUAAGCACGGUAAAAUUAAGAAUUGAACCACAACAAAUAACAAGAAUUAUAAGCUUUAAAAAAUACGACCAAUUUUUUUUUUUUUUUUUUUUUUUUUUGUAUUUCAAAAAUAUCUGAACCCAAAUAAAUAUUUUUUUUUUAAAAGUACA
Melospiza melodia melodia is the source of this 2222-nucleotide messenger RNA. RefSeq names its product serine hydroxymethyltransferase 1 (gene SHMT1). Gene Ontology annotation, biological process: L-serine catabolic process; protein homotetramerization; tetrahydrofolate interconversion. Bases 46 to 1494 code for a protein of 482 amino acids. The record is from RefSeq and is a predicted model, not a curated record. Gene Ontology annotation, cellular component: cytoplasm; cytosol; nucleus. Lineage: Eukaryota; Metazoa; Chordata; Aves; Passeriformes; Passerellidae. Gene Ontology annotation, molecular function: cobalt ion binding; glycine hydroxymethyltransferase activity; protein homodimerization activity. The transcript has 12 exons.